This is a messenger RNA of Sphenostylis stenocarpa, 642 nucleotides long. The record is from the annotation of a GenBank genome assembly. NCBI's taxonomy places the organism in Eukaryota, Viridiplantae, Streptophyta, Magnoliopsida, Fabales, Fabaceae.
AUGGGAUUUUGGGAUUUUGCUGGGCGUGAGCCUAAAUUCAAUCACCUUUUCAAUGACACCAUGGCUAUUGACAGUCAAUCGGUUUCCAGUAUGGUAAUUGAGAAGUGUAAGAGAGUGUUUGAGGGAUUAGAAUCACUGAUUGAUGUUGGAGGAGGAACAGGGACUAUGGUUAAGGUCAUUUUUAAGUCAUUCCCACAACUAAAGUGCAUUGUAUUUGAUCUGCCACAUGUUGUUGGUGAUUUGCAAGGAACUGAGAACAUAAAAUACUUUGGAGGGGAUAUGUUUGAAGCCAUUCCUCCUGCUGAUUCUAUUAUGUUGAAGUGGAUAUUGCAUGACUGGAACGACAAAGAAUGUUUGAAAAUACUGAGUAAUUGCAAGGAGGCGAUAAGUAGCAAGGGCAAGGUUAUCAUCAUUGAGAUGGUUAUGGAAAAUAAGAAGGAAGACCGUGAAUUAACUGAGACGGAGAUUUUCUUUGAUAUGCAGAUGAUGAUACUCGUCAAUGGAAAAGAAAGAAACGAGAAAGAGUGGGCCAGCCUUGUUUUCUCUGCUGGUUUCAGUAACUACAAGAUUACUGCUACUCUAGGUUUACUUUCUGUCAUUGAAGUUUAUCCAGAGUGUUACUCAUGGACAAGCUAUGUAUGA